Penaeus vannamei (Pacific white shrimp) is the source of this 1675-nucleotide messenger RNA. Lineage: Eukaryota; Metazoa; Arthropoda; Malacostraca; Decapoda; Penaeidae. The record is from RefSeq and is a predicted model, not a curated record.
AGACAUCCAGUAUAAAAGCUACGUUUGAGGCCGGAGUAGGCAGCAGUCCCAGUCGUCUGUCGAAAGAGACAGGAUGGAGUUCUUAAGGGCCUUGUGUCUCCUCUGUCUAGCUCAGAGCGUACGUGGAGAGACGACCGUGGAUGAAAACAUCUAUAACGAGAGGCGACAGGCCUUCACUGAACCACCUUUUCGUGACUUUCAUAAAUUUAGUGAAGCUACGACUCCAGACUAUAACAUCUACAACGAUGAGAACAUCCAUGCAAGCCUGCCUAAAGAAGGCUUUGUCAUAUUGCCGAAGCCCUUCGAGGAGACCAACCCUGACCGAGUCGAAGCCGGCGAGCUCUUCGACAAGGACAUCAUGCUGACGGAGGCACAGUGGAGGGACCUAUCGCUGAGGAAGGGCCUGGCCUACGAGUCUUCCCGCUGGCCAGAGGGCGGAGACGGGUACCCGCGCGUGCCUUACCGCUUCGCCGACGAUGAGGUGAGUCAGGCGGCGGUCAGGGCCGGCAUCGCGCACUGGGAGCAGCACACCUGCAUCAGGUUCGAGCAGACUACCAACAUCAACCAACCCCAUCUCAAGUUCCAGAAGGAUAUUGGUUGUUGGUCAUAUGUUGGGUAUCUCUCAGGAUAUACUACCGGCCAAAGCAUUUCCAUCGGUGACGGGUGUUCUUCCCUCGGCAUAGUCGUCCACGAAAUCGGACACGCCAUCGGUUUCUACCACGAGCAGUCCCGCUCCGAUCGCAACGACAGCAUUCACGUCAACGAGGAGAAUAUCAUAGAUGGGAAAGAAGGCAACUUUGGUAGGGAACCACAUCACCGCUUGGACAGCAAGGGAAUUCCAUACGACUACACAAGCAUUAUGCAUUACGGCGGAUUCGGCUUCUCGAAGAACGAGCACCUGACCAUCGCCACGGUGGACCCGCGCAACCAGGAGCUAAUCGGACGGAGCGGCGGCCUCUCGCACCGGGACAAGCACCUCGCCAAUCUCAUGUACGGCUGCAUCGACAAGUGGUUGGAAGCGUGUGGGAUGAGCAGGGACCCCUGCCAGAACGGUGGUUACACUGGAGCAAAUUGCACAUGCGUGUGUCCACAGGGAACAUCCGGGUCUUCCUGCGAAAUAAAUGAACAAGAUUACUUUGCUUCGCAACGCAGCAACUGCAGUGUGCUCAUCACAAGCCCGGGCACGAUUACCUCACCUAACUACCCGAACAACUACCCUUAUGGACUAGUAUGUGCCAAGUGGAUACUAGCGCCCGAGUGCAGCCUGCCCAGAGUGACUUUCAAUGCCUUCAGGCUCACAUACUGUAGGGACAGAUUGGAGAUCAGGACAAACAACCGCUACGAUGGCAACUUCUACUGUGGCACCAGUAUCGCCCCAGGGACCGCGUUUACCUCAACUACCAAUGAGCUCAUUCUGAUGUUUUACACAAGAACCAAUUACCAGACUGGUUGGUCUGCAAAUGUCACUUUUGUUGAUGAUCCUAACUGCAGCCUGACCACUCUGCCACCAAUCACGCAAGCACCUACCACUCUACCACAAACCACGCAAGCACCUACCUUUCUCCCACCAACCACACAAAUACCUACCACUCUGCCACAAACCACGCAAGCACCUACCACUCUCCCACCAACCACGGAAGCACCUACCACUUUACCACCAACCACGGAAGCACCU